This is a messenger RNA of Andrographis paniculata, 651 nucleotides long. RefSeq lists its product as uncharacterized. The transcript is spliced from 4 exons. The coding region runs from base 1 to 651 and encodes 216 amino acids. Lineage: Eukaryota; Viridiplantae; Streptophyta; Magnoliopsida; Lamiales; Acanthaceae. The record is from RefSeq and is a predicted model, not a curated record.
AUGGCAGCAGCCGACGAGUCGGCUGCUGUUAUACCAGCUGUCUGCCCAGCUCGACCGACCUCAUUGCUACCCCCCUCACUGACAGCAGUCCGCCCAGAGGGGCCUUCGGACUUAGCUGUCCUAUCGACUGUUCCGGUUCCAGCGGAGGCCCAGACUGUGUUCACUGAGGCCAUUAACCGUCCCCUGUCCGAAUUAAGGUCCGACUUAUUGGACAAACUGAUUCAGACGGUUGGUGGCCUUCUUUUUUACACUCCAACGGAAUCACCAGCCGUCCCCAUUCUGCAUCGGCUGAUGGAGAGACUUACAGAGCUCAAGACUGAAGUGGUAGUCAUUGGCCUUCUGUCAGCCGAAACCCCCCAGCCCGACUUCGAUCAAACAACGCUGGAGAAUUCUUUGGCCAAGACUCGAGAAUCCCUUCAGCAGACUACUGGAAGACUGGGUGGUCUCCUUAGCACGAAAGCUCUGGUUGAUGAUGCCAUUCAGAAAAAGGAGGCAGAAUUGCGGGAGCUGAAGAAAGAACAGUCUACCCUGGAUAAGCAAAUUAUCAAUGAGCAGCGAUUCUGUAAAUACAGGAUAAGCUCCGUUCUCCAAUCGGACACUGUUUCGCCAUCGGACUUCUGUCCGAUAAAAACUUCGCAAUCGGGCUCCUGA